AUGCCACCUCCAGACGAAGAUGAUUGGUCGGACUCGGAUGAGGAACUCGGUUCGGAGGUGGAAACGUCCGUGCUAUUGGGCAUCUCAGAUGGACUUAUCACAUCAGUCAAUGAACUUGCUGAUGCAGCUGUAUCUCGAAUAGGUGGACAUCCUGCUUUUCUUCCUACCAACGAGCCUCCUAUAUCUUCGUCCCAAUGCAAAAUCUGUUCAUUCCCCAUGGAGCUUUUGGUCCAGCUGUGGUGUCCAUUUGAGAACAGUCCCAUGGAUCGCGCUCUAUACGUCUGGGGUUGCGCGAACCCCGGCUGUCAGCGAAAAGAUGGCAGUGUUCGCGCUUGGCGAGGCUUGCGGUUCAAUGAAAAAUAUGCUGCUAAGCUACAAGCAAAGCUUGCUCGCAAACAAGAGCAAGAGGAAACCAAGCGUCUAGGAGAAUUGGCUAAAGUAGCUUCAAAAACGAAUCCGUUCUCUGUAACGUCGACGGAAACCACUAGUCCAUUUGCUUUGGGAGCUCAGAUUUUUGGAGAUUUGGCGUCUGGUGCCAAUUUAUCCAACGAAACGGUCCAAAAAGAAUUGUCAGAAGACGAAGAAUCGGAUAAUGAAUCAGCCACAUCGGAGCAAACUCUCCUCACAGCAAUGACCAACGCAACGUUGUCGGAAUCUCCCUGGGCAGCCGCAUCGGCAUAUCUGCCCCCGCUUUAUCUCUCCACGGCAUCGGAAUACCUUCCCCCAAAACCAAAAGCCAAAGUUCCGUUUGGCGCUCAAGUCUCCGAACUUGCCGUAGAAGAAGGCGGGAAAGAUAUUUCAUGGGCUUUUGAGCCUUACGAAAACUCUUUGGAAGUAGAUCAAGUAUUUGAACGGUUUAUAAAACGUGUUGGUUACGAAGGAGAGCAAUGUAUUCGCUAUGAAUUAAAUGGAACCCCACUCCCCUUCUCAUCCGACAAAAUAUUUGAAUCAUUAUUCCCCACCCCUAGUUCGGAUCCACUACCAGUGACCAAACCCGACUUUAAAGUUGUUUUUCCACAAAGACGGACUUAUUCUCCAUCCUCAAGCGUCCUCUCGCCGUGCCCGUCAUGCAAAGGAAAUCGUGUUUUCGAAUGUCAGUUGAUGCCCAAUUUAAUCAACAUCCUUCGCGGCGUUGAAAGCAAUUCGAAGAAGCUUUCUGACGAAGAGAGACGAGCCGCUGUUCAAAAAACUCUCAAAGGAGGUUCUGAGAAGGGAAUGGAAUGGGGGACAUGUAUGAUUUUUUCAUGCGAGAACGACUGUCGGAUCGAUGCAGUUGGGAAAGAGGAGAAGGACGUAUGGCGGGAGGAACUAGUUCUUGUACAGUGGGAUGUGUAA
Messenger RNA from Lentinula edodes (shiitake mushroom), 1335 nucleotides. RefSeq names its product programmed cell death protein 2. Bases 1 to 1335 code for a protein of 444 amino acids. Gene Ontology annotation, cellular component: cytoplasm. The record is from RefSeq and is a predicted model, not a curated record. NCBI's taxonomy places the organism in Eukaryota, Fungi, Basidiomycota, Agaricomycetes, Agaricales, Omphalotaceae. Gene Ontology annotation, biological process: maturation of SSU-rRNA. The transcript is spliced from 5 exons.